UUUCUUAUUCCUUAAUAUGGUAGGAUCAUUGCCAAAUUAUUACGAGUGAUUUGUAACACAUUAUUUUUAUACUUAAACGCGUGAAAUCUUUUUAAGGGAAUCACACUAACAAUGGCUCCAAUUCGUUUGGAACCCUCUAAAGUAGGCUUUCUACUUAAACUUUGUUAUUACAAAAAUCUCAACCACUUUCCUAGAUGUUUAAUUGUUUUUCCAUCAUAAAUUGCCAUAAUUUCCUCUCAUCCAACAAUUAUCUCCUUUAUACAAUCAUCUUACACUUUCAAUUUCUCUCUCCUCAAAGUUUAUUUGAUUUUCCCCCAAUAACUCCUCCUCAAACCCCACAUUAGGGGGAAGAAAAUCUCAUUUAGAAGAAAAUUACUAAUAUUCAUAAUAACAAUGGAGCAUCGACCAAUUGAGGUGAAGUUACUCAAUGCAAAGGAUUUGAAGGAUGUAAAUAUAUUUUCUAAGAUGGAUGUCUAUGUAAUCGGUUCCGUUUCCGGGGACCCACGGUCCAUACAACGAACUACGGUUGACAAAGAUGGUGGGACCAACCCAAAAUGGAACCAUGAAAUGAAAUUUACAUUUGAUGAAUCAGCCGCUCGAAUGAACCGGCUUGGUUUGGUUUUUCAAAUUAUGUCGGACCGGACCCUUGGGGAUAAGGAAGUGGGUCGGGUAUAUGUACCUCUAAAGGAGCUAUUUGAUACAUUUGGGUCCGAAGUUAAAGAUGAGAGAUCGGAUAAUGAGAUGAUCGAUCAAGAAAAGAAUAUGUUAUACCAAGUCCAAACCCCCACGGGUAAAUUUAAGGGUCAAUUAGAGUUUUCGUUUAAGUUUGGUAAAAAAUAUAGUCAAAGUGUCGAACGAAAAUUGGAUGAUCUAGUCAUAGCAUAUCCCGCGGUGGGUCCAAGUCCUGGGGUGAUGGGUACAAGUAUUGUACAAGGAUAUGGAACUACCCCAAACCCUGGACCCACAUCAAAAUCUGAACCUACUUCUAUAUAUCCAAGCCCAAAUAUAGGUGGGGCCACUUGUCAUGGUGCACCUCAACCUGGAUACCCGCCACAAGGUUACGGGCAUGGGUAUGGAUAUGGAUGCGGCUACGGAUAUCAACACCAAUAUACCCCCCAACCGUUCCCUAAUCCUCAUGUGGGAUAUGGGUACGGGUUUCCGGGAGGGUAUGGUUACGCAGGACAAGCACCGACGGGUUAUACGCCAAAACCGAAAAAGAAUAAAUUCGGGCUAGGGGCUGUGGCGGGUAUUGGGGCCGGGUUGUUGGGAGGGUUGUUGGUGGGGGAAAUGGUUGAUGAUGUUGCUGAUUCACUAGCCUAUGAUGACUCAUUUGAUUAUUAGCUGUUUUAUUCAAAUGGAGAUUUUAUAAAAUAGUGAUAUGGGGGAAGUUAGUUAAUGUUGACUAUAUUUUUAUUUUUUUAUAGUUGACAUGGCAAUUAUUAAUGAUUAAAAACAAAAAUAUGAGUAUCUCCCAACAGUCCAAAGUUAAAUAUAUUUCAGAAUAUUAAGACAAAAUCUAACCAUACAAGAUACAUUUUCACUUGCAUGACUAAAUUAUAGAUAUAUGUUGAAAAUGGAAAUACAUUUUGUAUUGACAUUAAUUUUGGUAAUUUUAUAGCCUCUAGAAAAACAUAGCUAUAAAUUUCAAGGAUUUUAUUUUUGAUUGAUAUGAGACAUGUAUUGUUGCUUUUUUUUUCAUUGCAAUACGCCAAUAUUUGCAAAUCAGCAAUUCAGCAGUACAAAACCAGGAAAAAAACAAAAAAGAAAAUAAAAUAAAGAAAAAUAAUACCCCCUCCGUUUCAAUAUGAUAGUCCCAUAUGGA
Molecule: messenger RNA, 1822 nt
Organism: Chenopodium quinoa (quinoa)
Lineage: Eukaryota; Viridiplantae; Streptophyta; Magnoliopsida; Caryophyllales; Amaranthaceae
Product: protein SRC2-like
Exons: 1
Coding region: 394-1341 (315 amino acids)
Biological process (GO): defense response
Source: RefSeq, a predicted model, not a curated record